AUGAACGACAAGAACAAGCAGAUCCUCAUCGUGGGAGGUGGUACAUUCGGUCUCUCAACCGCCUACCACCUUGCUAAAUCAGGGUACACGAGCGUCUCCGUCCUGGAGAGAUCCUCCUUCAUCCCAGCCGAGGAGUCUCCCGGCAAUGAUGUGAACAAGAUCAUCCGCGCCGAGUACGAGGAUCCGCGGUACGCCCAGCUGGCUCUUGAAGCUAUCGAUGAAUGGACCAACAACCCGCUGUUUGCCCCUUACUACCACCAGGUCGGCUGCCCGCUCUGCAACUCCCUCGCCGCACUAGACAAGGCGAAGCGGACUCUCGCAAAGUCCCUGUCCUCCAUAUCGAAGCAUCCCGCGUGUGCUGGUAAGAUUGCGCCAAUAAACAGCAGGGAGGAUACCAGGAAGACUUAUGCCCGUGACGACGAGCCUGAUCCGAGGACGAACCUGCUGAAUCUGUGCCCGUCGGGGGCUGGGAUCACGAAUUUCAACAUGGAGGGGGUGUCCCUCCCCCCGGGGAGUUCGCCCUACAUCCCGCCGCACGAUGAGGAGGCCUCGAGGAGGAUACUGAGGGAGACGCUGCGGGCGUUGGCUGAGCCGCCCCUUGUGCAUAAGAAGAUGUGCUGGGUGGCCGAUACGGACGACUCGGACUAUCUGAUUGCCUGCGUCCCGGGGACAGAGGGGCUUAUCGUGGCGUCGGGGGACUCGGGACACAGGUUCAAGAUGCUGACUAUGGUUGGGGGGUGGAUUCGACGGGUGGUUGAGGAUGGGCAGCAGGUUGAGGCGAGAUGGCGCUGGAAGCCGGGGCGGGGAAGGAGUCGUGAUAAUGUGAGUUGGAGGGUUGGAGAGCUUUAUGAUCUUGGAGAGGAGAAGACGCGGUCGAGGCUUUGA
Messenger RNA from Clonostachys solani, 885 nucleotides. Lineage: Eukaryota; Fungi; Ascomycota; Sordariomycetes; Hypocreales; Bionectriaceae. The record is from the annotation of a GenBank genome assembly.